GGAAGUACAAGUCAAAUUAUCUUGAAACACAGUGGCGAGCAGAUCAGAGAGUUUGUCUGAAAGAUUUUAUGCUGUUCCCUCCUUGUCUGAAGAGAACGUUUCACCUAAAAAGAAAAUCUGGAUGUUAAUCACCUGAUCUGAGCACAGGAGGAGGACAGAGACUUAACAGAGAGGAGGGAGGGCAAAGAAAACGCAGAAAUGGAGAACUUCAGCUCCAAGGACUUGGCUAUGAAGGCCCAGAAAAAAAUUCUCAGCAAAAUGGCCAACAAGUCAGUAGUGCAGAUGUUCAUCGAUGACACUAGCAGUGAGAUACUGGAUGAGCUGUAUCGCGUGUCAAAGGAGUUCACGGGGAGCCGCACAGAGGCCCAGAAAGUGAUUAAGGACCUGAUUAAAGUGGUAGUGAAAAUUGCUGUGCUUUUCAGACACAAUCGUUUCAGUGAGGAAGAGCUCUCUUUAGCCCAGACCUUCAAGAAGAAACUACAACAAGGAGCCAUGACAGCAAUCAGCUUCCAUGAGGUGGAGUUCACCUUUGAACAGACGGUGAUGUCAGAAAUCCUAACUGCAUGCAGAGACAUGCUGUUGAAGCUCGUGGCCACUCACCUCACGCCAAAAUCCCACGGACGCAUCAACCACGUCUUCAACCAUUACUCUGACCCUGAGCUCCUCACUCAACUUUACAAUCCAGCUGGUCCAUUCAAGUCCAAUCUCAACAAAAUCUGUAACGGACUCAACAAACUGUUGGAGGAGGGCAAGUUAUGAGAGCACUGUGGCAGUGGGACUCUUAAGUAUUGCUUUAAAGGGACCACCAAAGUGCUGGACCACAGGAAAGCUAGAUGAGAAACCUAAAGAUUGAACACAUGGUGGCUAACUCUGCUGACAAUCCCUGGUCCUGUUACAGCUCAACACUGUGGUGUGGCUCUUCCAUGAAAAUCACAUUUCACAUCCUUGCUGACAGCACAAGGUCGACUGGAUCAAUCUUACUUUUUGAACUUAAACCAGUGACAAUGAAAUCAACUAAAACGUUUUAUUUGGUGUGGCGAGUUGUUAAACAGAGCUCUUAUGGACUACAGACAUUUGCUAAUAUUUCAGCUACUAGAUUUUCUGUUUUUGAUGAUAAACCUUUUCUUUAACGGUUCUCUUAUUUGAAAGGUUUUCUGAACAUUUUUCAAGAGGCAGUCUAUGAGUGCAGAAAGUAACAACUUGUUUUAAAUUUGCAAAACAUCCCUAAAUGAAAAUUAAGAAUUUUAGAAGAACAGCCAACAGUGAAUACAGACAUAAGUUAACAAUAAUAUGAUUAGCAUUUUAAAACUAGAAUGCAAUUGCAAUCUUUUUUUUGUUCUAAAGAAAGAAGAAAACUGUAACAUUAUGCAUCUGAAAGGUGUACUCAGCUGGAAUCUAUGAGAACAUCCCAUACAUGUAAGGGAAAAAGGCAAAAUGAAAACCAGUUUCAUAAAACUACAACUCAUCACUGCCACCUAGUGUUCAUUUGCAGUCAGGUUACUGGCUGAUAGAUGCAGUUUCCAGAAGAAUGUCCUCGCAUAAAAAAACAAGAAAACCAGUUUAGUUGCUCAUUUUGUUGCCAUGUCAGAUAGUGAUAAUUCAUACCCAUAGACCACUCGGUAGGGACAAGAUAGGCAAAUACCAUUUGAAUUAGGUUAAGAUAAAGUGCUUGUUUAGGCUGUUUUAAGUUAUGAGUCAAAAGUACAUGAAUUACCCUAAAAUAACUGUGAGAAACUGACAGUUAUGAUUAAUAUGAAUACAUGAAUAAUAAAAAAACAGCACUUCUUGUUUCACAAUGAGAA
Pygocentrus nattereri (red-bellied piranha) is the source of this 1802-nucleotide messenger RNA. RefSeq names its product tumor necrosis factor, alpha-induced protein 8-like 2b (gene tnfaip8l2b). The coding region runs from base 199 to 759 and encodes 186 amino acids. The record is from RefSeq and is a predicted model, not a curated record. Lineage: Eukaryota; Metazoa; Chordata; Actinopteri; Characiformes; Serrasalmidae. Gene Ontology annotation, biological process: regulation of apoptotic process. Gene Ontology annotation, cellular component: cytoplasm. The transcript is spliced from 3 exons.